Molecule: messenger RNA, 681 nt
Organism: Prosopis cineraria
Lineage: Eukaryota; Viridiplantae; Streptophyta; Magnoliopsida; Fabales; Fabaceae
Product: pathogenesis-related protein 1-like
Exons: 1
Coding region: 40-546 (168 amino acids)
Cellular component (GO): extracellular region
Source: RefSeq, a predicted model, not a curated record
CCCAAACUUUCAUUUCCUCUCUUCUUCUAUCUCUGUGCCAUGAAUGCCUAUGCUCAAGACUCGCCACAAGACUAUGUAAAUGCUCACAACAAAGCAAGAUCAGAAGUGGGUGUUCCAGACAUAGUUUGGAAUGAUGCUAUGGCAGAUAUGGCACAGAACUAUGCCGACCAACGCCGUGGCGACUGCGAGCUGGUUCACUCCUUGGGUGCUCCGAGCAUGUACGGGGAGAACCUCGCAUGGAGCUCCGGCGACCAGAUGAUUGGCACCGACGCUGUGAAGUUGUGGGUGGAUGAGAAGGCGAACUAUGACUAUGAUAGCAACUCGUGCGUGAAUGGUACGGUGUGCCGGCACUACACUCAGGUGGUUUGGAAGAGCACGGUUUAUGUUGGGUGUGCUAAAGUGAGGUGUUACAAUGAAUCAGGCAUUUUCAUAGGCUGCAUCUAUGAUCCUCCUGGAAACAGAGUUGGACAAAGACCUUUUAAUAGGAUUGAAGAAAAUGCAUUCUGCUUGUUUCCUAGUUCUGAAGGGAAAGUCAUUAUUAGGUAGACGAUUAAAUAACUGGAAUAAAUAAUAUAUCUCUUAUUUUGUAUUAAGAUAAUCAAGUAGUGUCGCAGGGAGUGGUGAAAUAAGAAGAAAUUUAGAGGCCAUAAUGAAACUUUUUCCCUUUUAAAUUUGUUUCAA